Molecule: messenger RNA, 2270 nt
Organism: Cyphomyrmex costatus
Lineage: Eukaryota; Metazoa; Arthropoda; Insecta; Hymenoptera; Formicidae
Gene: atms
Product: RNA polymerase II-associated factor 1-like protein antimeros
Exons: 8
Coding region: 473-2101 (542 amino acids)
Biological process (GO): transcription elongation by RNA polymerase II
Cellular component (GO): Cdc73/Paf1 complex
Molecular function (GO): RNA polymerase II complex binding; chromatin binding
Source: RefSeq, a predicted model, not a curated record
UUCUGAUGAACCAUUUGACGGUGACGGACACGUUUUGGAUUGCGUGCUCGUUAUUUGUAUAUUUUUGAAAGUGUUACCGACUUUGAUUGUGCAUUGACUCUGAUGUGUGUCCGCGGUUGGGCUCGACUUGUUCGUUCUGACCAGUUCUGACGCGCGUUAUUGCGAUGUGACGACGUCGUAGACGUAGACGCCCAGUGUCCGUUCGGGCUACAUUUUCGUGGGCAUUACAUCACUCGGUUUGUUUUCAUUUUUAUACGAUAUUCAUUAAAGACGUGAUCUGGCCGUAACGAUCUCCUUUAUUAUUUAUUUGGAGACGGGAGCCAUUAAUUAAAGAAGAGGAAGGGGCCAUUUUACUAAGACUAAGAUUAAUUCCCUAUUCCUUCUAUUGUGGCUGCAUCCUUAUUCUCUGUUCCUUUUAUUCUGCACAGUCCCUUACAAUUCCUAGAUUUUUGUUUAUGACGCUAUAAAAAAAAUGGCACCUACCAUCCAAACCAACAGUAAUCAAGCUGAUCGGGAUAAACGCGUGGUCAGACCAGCGGAGAAGCGAUCUGAGCUCAUAUGCAGAGUGAAAUAUUGCAACACGCUGCCAGAUAUCCCAUUUGAUCCAAAAUUUAUAGCUUAUCCCUUUGAACCAACCAGGUUUAUUCAAUAUAAUCCAACCUCAUUAGAGCGUAAUUACAAGUAUGAAGUAUUAACAGAACAUGAUUUAGGUGUAGAAAUUGAUUUAAUAAAUAAGGAUACGUAUGCGGGAGAUCCAAACAUUCAAUUAGAUCCAGCUGAUGAAAAGCUGUUGGAGGAAGAUGUUCUCACACCUCAAGAUUCUAAACGUUCUCGGCAUCAUGCCAGGAGUGUAUCAUGGUUGAGACGCACGGAAUAUAUCUCUACGGAAAGCACGAGAUUCCAGCCGCAAACAGCAGACAAGGUUGAAGCCAAAGUUGGCUACAGUAUCAAGAAGAAUUUCAAGGAGGAAACUCUGUAUAUGGACCGUGAGAGUCAGAUAAAAGCUAUAGAAAAGACAUUCGAAGACAAUAAAAAGCCAAUUGAAAGACACUACAGUAAACCGAACGUAGUACCUAUAGAAAUAUUGCCAAUAUAUCCAGAUUUUAAGUUAUGGAAAUAUCCAUGUGCGCAAGUCAUAUUUGAUUCUGAUCCUGCACCAACUGGUCGAUCUGUACCCGCACAAAUUGAAGAAAUGUCACAAGCCAUGAUAAGAGGUGUGAUGGAUGAGAGUGGUGAGCAGUUUGUAGCUUACUUUUUGCCAUUGGAAGAAACUUUGGAGAAACGCCGACGAGACUUUACUGCUAGUAUCAGUUACGCCGAUGAAGAGGAGUAUGAAUAUAAAAUGGCGAGAGAAUACAAUUGGAACGUCAAAAGCAAAGCUUCCAAAGGAUACGAGGAGAAUUACUUCCUUGUGAUAAGACAAGACGGGGUUUAUUACAAUGAAUUGGAGACGCGUGUACGACUGAGCAAACGACGUCAGAAAGUCGGACAGCAGCCAAACAAUACGCGUCUGAUAGUGCGUCACCGACCGCUAAACGCCAAUGAAUUCAGAAUGCAAAGAUAUCGAGAAAAACAAUUGGAGCCACCGGGAGAGGAGGAUGAGGAUGAAGAGGAGGAAGAGGAGGAACAGGAAACUCAACAGGAGAAGACAGAUAUGGUAGCUAAAGAGAACGAGGAAGGAUCGCGUGCGUCGUCAAGAGCAUCCUCGCGAGCGUCCAGUAGAAAGUCGCGAUCUCGUUCCAAGUCUGGUUCGAAAUCGAGGUCAAGGUCAAGAUCAAAAUCGAGAUCGCGAUCACGUUCGCGUUCGCAGUCGAGAUCACAUUCACCAUCAAAAUCUAGAUCGCCAUCUCGAUCGCGCUCGCGUUCUCAGUCACGUUCGCCAUCUAAAUCACGUAGUAAAUCACGAUCACGAUCUCGAUCCGGUAGUCCUCAAUCGAGAAACACAUCAAGAUCCAAAUCGAGAUCGCGCUCAGGAACGCCUGCGAAAUCACCAUCAGGAUCUUGGUCGACCUCGUGGUCCUUGUCGCCAUCAAGAUCAAAAUCUGGUACUGGCAGCGGUUCCGCUAGUGCGACGGGCGAAAGUGGCUCCGAUAGUGAAUAAAUCUAGGCGCGUGAUCGAGAAUACUAAUGUAAUUAAUUCAUUUCCACUUGAAUCAUUAAUUCAACUAAUGUUUGUUUAUACAUCGGUAUUUUUAAAUGUAACAGUUUUGCCGAAUAUCAGAAUAAAAUCAUACAGAACAAAUAAAAGAAAUUUUUUUUAAUGUUUGUAA